ACAAAUAAAAAUUGCUUCAGAUUUUGACUACUAGGUAUUUUAAAACAGGUUUGUUAAAUGAUAAUCAAAACGUUAUCAAAGUUACAUGGAUAUUAUAAAGUGAAAAAUAUAUACCAUGGAUAACAUUCAAAUAUCAAACAAAGCUAAGCCAAUUCGAGAAUUGUUACCAGAGCUCAAAGGCAUAAUAUCAAAGGAUUGUAUGAGAACCCUAAUGGCAGCACAACCGACCCCUAGGAGAGUAGAUCUCAAACCGCUUUCAUUUACUGAAAUGAGAAGUGUUUUAAUGGAAUUAAAAGAUGAGACAACAGUAAAAUGUACUCCAGCAGUCAACCAAAAUAGGAAGAGUAGAUGGAACUAUUCUGUUAAAGUACCAAAAACUGAGCCGAAACCUGCCACAAGCAAAGAGAGCUCUGUCAGAAAAACCCCAAAAUUACAACCGAAACCAAUGACUUUUGGAAAUCCUGUAACACCAAGAGUUCCUAAACCAAUUUGCAAUGGGAAAAAGAGCAUUGUACCAGAUAAAAAUGGUGUCCGCAUCAGUGGUGUCUAUAGAAUACCAGAGACACCAACAAACAAAAGCAAUUCAGUAUAUAAGAACAGAAAGACUCUUUUUAAUAAAGAAAAUGAUGUAAAAAAAGUUAAGAGAAUAGAAAGUAAUUUCCGGAAACCUUUAGAAGCUAUUCCUGAUGCACCAUUAUCCAAUAUAUCCUCGACAUCUAGUUGUGACACAAGUUUUUUACAAACUGAAAAGAAGAUACAAGAUUUAAUAAGUAAAACUGAGGCUAAGCCUUUUAAAGCAUCAGGUCCUACAUUAGAGGACAUAGAAGAAGUAUCCCCAAUAUUAUCUACACCUCCAAAGGAAUGUAGCACACAUGAAGAUUUUAUAUUCAACAAUAAUAAUACAGAAAAAGUACCAUUGUAUAGUUCAAUAAUAUGUUUUGAUAUUGUAAACCAAAGUCACUUAAAUAGUAUGCAAAUUAAUCAUUUAUUGACACUAAAAGAACAAAAUGAAGUUAAACUCAAAAUGAUGGAUCAAUAUACAAAAAUUGUGAAAGAACAACAAAAAUAUAUUGACGAAAUCGUCACAGAGAAAAUGAUUAACAUAAAUACAAAAUGUGAGAACAAUGAAAAUAAAUUAGAUAAUUCAGAAUUGGUUACUAAGAACAUUGCUGCGGCAAUACCUUGUUCAGUUAUCAAAUCUCCUUCGAAAUCACCAACAUAUAAGAUACCUAGAAAGAAUUUGUGUUUAAGAAAAAAGGUAUUCCACAAAUCUAUGCCUAAUAUAUCCAACGGUACCCAAUCACCGAACAAAGAGACCGACAACAAAGCUCUCUCUAUUUAUAUGAAAAUGAAAGAGCAAAUGAUUUUUUUAAAUACACCUAUUAAAUCCAAUAAUGUAGAAGCACAAAACACACCCGCUGUUACGUCACAAAAUCUACAAAUGCAGUUAGACAAAUUGUAUAAUUGUUCGUAG
Messenger RNA from Papilio machaon (common yellow swallowtail), 1474 nucleotides. RefSeq lists its product as uncharacterized. Lineage: Eukaryota; Metazoa; Arthropoda; Insecta; Lepidoptera; Papilionidae. The record is from RefSeq and is a predicted model, not a curated record. The transcript is spliced from 5 exons. Bases 116 to 1474 code for a protein of 452 amino acids.